AUGGAAAACAGGACUUCAUUUUUUAACACAACGUCGGUUGUGGAAACAAAACAUGAGUCAAACGGUUUGCCGUUAUUUGCAAAGAUCACGAUCACUUUGAUGAUCAUCGUAUCAAUUGUGGUUACUGUUGGAAACAGUCUAGUCAUCGCUGCUAUCGUGAAGUUCGAGAGACUACGAGACAUUACUGGCGUUUUCAUCGCCAAUCUCGCCAUUGCGGACCUUAUCAUCGGCGCUUCUCUUCCCUUUCAGAUUGUGUUUUUCUUCUACCCAUCACUUGAAGCCAACAAGUAUUCUUGCCUUUUACGGUAUUUAGUUAUCAGUUUCGCGUGCAAUGCGUCGAUAUAUUCAUUGGUUUGCACAGUCUUAGACCGGUACAUUGCAAUAAUAUAUCCGUUACAUUACUAUGAAAUAAUGACAAAAAGAGUGGCCUAUAUUAUGGUCGGGUUAAUCUGGACUGUUGAUGUAAUUUUUCAAUCCAUUCCUCUCUUUGUUGUCAACGACUACGACCAGUCACCGUUCUGUCUAUACGAGGUUGUGAUGGACAAAUGGUAUAGAUGCGCAAACCUAGUGCAUGGGAUAGUGCUGGCGUUUAUAAUGUUCAUGCUAUACAUGAACAUUUUCCUUAUUGUCCAUAAGCACGUGACCCGAAUCCAAUCCGAGGCCAUCGUUCAAUCCGAGAGCCGCCAACGUCAGGUCGCAAAACAGAUGAACACGUCGAUAGCUAUGGUGGUUCUGUUCUUUCACAUUUCCUGGCUACCGUUCUUCUUAAUUCAGCUAACGAUGCUAGACGUAGGUCAAGUUACGCAGACCAAGGUGAUGGUUGCAAACUUUCUCGUGUUCCUUGGCAUUUUCAACUCGGUUGUCAACCCAUUUGUGUACGCUUGGAAAAACAAGCAAUAUCGACGGGCCUUUAGGAAGUUACUCGGAUUGAGCGUGCGGGAUGAGGACAGUGCGGUCACCGCUAUAGCCUAA
Messenger RNA from Dreissena polymorpha, 972 nucleotides. RefSeq names its product alpha-1A adrenergic receptor-like. The record is from RefSeq and is a predicted model, not a curated record. The coding region runs from base 1 to 972 and encodes 323 amino acids. Gene Ontology annotation, cellular component: dendrite; membrane. The transcript has a single exon. Gene Ontology annotation, biological process: G protein-coupled receptor signaling pathway, coupled to cyclic nucleotide second messenger; chemical synaptic transmission. Gene Ontology annotation, molecular function: neurotransmitter receptor activity; G protein-coupled serotonin receptor activity. NCBI's taxonomy places the organism in Eukaryota, Metazoa, Mollusca, Bivalvia, Myida, Dreissenidae.